AUGACGACCGCUACAUCAGCCAUUCGCCGUCUGGCCGCUACCUCUAUGCUGUUACUGCUUUUCAAUCACGUCAACGCCGACGGUUACCAUUACGAUCCACCCGCACUACUAACGGCGCCAUCAGCACCCCAACCUAGCCGCGGCCAUUACUUCGCACCGAUUCCCACGACGGCGCCUUUACCACCAGUACCAGCACUGCCACAACUGCCGACCGGUCGCCCUCAACUACAGCCACUGCCACCAACUGCGCCACCAGCACGCCCACAGGUUCAAACACUCAUUCAAGUGCAUCCGGCUGCGCCGAGACCAACAAAAGCACCAGCACCACAACAACGACCACCAACCUAUCGUCCCGGACCGUUUAACACUUUCGCCGGCAAUUAUCGCGAACCCAGCUUUCAGCUGCGCAAUGGUUUCCCCACGGCAAAUGGUGCAGCCGGACGCCAGCCAUCCUUCGGCCCUACGGGCAGCUCACCGCCAGUCAUCGGCUUCCAUUAUCCACGCUCUACCGCUUCAGCGCCAUCCGCAUCGGGACUCUUUAUACCCGCCUCCUUGCAGCAGCAGCAGCAGCAGCAGCCCCAGCCCCAGCCGUUGCGCGUACCAUUCGGUCAACAGCCAGUGUUCAACUAUGUCACCGGUCCGGAUAGUGGCUUCUAUGUGGUUAAUGGCCGACAGCUGAAGCAGUACGCCGUUGUAGAGUUCGUCGACAAUGACAUCUCGCAGGACACCAAACCGUUCCUCUCGCAAGCCUUUGUCAACAAUUAUCGCGCACAAGUGGGUGCCUCUGGCACAGGCGCAAUAGCGCCACUACCUUCCUCUAUGCAAUUGGACUCUACGGCCAAUGCGAUUUUGCGCGAACAGCAGCGGUUGGGGUUGCAAGGCGAUAGCGCACGUGGUGGCUCAAUUGCGCUGGGUUCGGGCGGUAUCGGCUUUGUGCGUCUGCCUGAUGGUUCUGUCACUUUGGGCUCGGGUUCGUUGAACUUUGUAACCGCUCAGCAGCAUUUGGCCGAUCAAAGGGCAGCGCGUACACGUUCGGAAAUUCAACGCGAUCCACUGCACUUCGGUCAUGGCCCAUUCGAAGAACCAAGUAAUGGUUUACCCUUCAAGUGAACAACGACAAGGCCUACUGAUGACGAGGCUGAUGGCGAUGACGAUUGUUAGACUAAGAAUGCAUUGGGUUAUUUAAUUUGUCACACACUUGCCGUGAAGGGGUUUUUUUUAUGUUUUACGUUAUUGUUUUUUAUUUUGAUAUUGUAAAAUAUUGCUGCCAACUUAGAUUUAAGUUAUAAAGAAAUAACAGUGUAUAUAUUCCUACUAUAUAUCUGUCUCAUUCCCACGAA
This is a messenger RNA of Rhagoletis zephyria (snowberry fruit fly), 1340 nucleotides long. RefSeq lists its product as uncharacterized. The record is from RefSeq and is a predicted model, not a curated record. NCBI's taxonomy places the organism in Eukaryota, Metazoa, Arthropoda, Insecta, Diptera, Tephritidae.